CUUGAAAUAAUGCACAGUUACAGCAAUUGUCACCCUUUUGUAUUUCAUACUAUUGUAACAUAAAAUGUACAUGGAACUGCAAGUUUAAGGUUUCUUAAUGCUCUUAUUAGGUUUUCUGUAAAACCAGAAGCUCGUAUGCUUUACUGGUAGACCGACUUAGUUGCUGGAGGUGUGCUAUGGUUAUGGAAAGAGGGGACAGAUUGAAAAUACUAGAAAAAAUUAUGUGUUUGCGAAGUUGGGGAGAGGAAAUUUGAGAAUUGAUUGGUUCUAGUGUGCUGUAAGUGGGUGGGUUUUUUUGUGCUACAGGAAGUGAUUUGCAGUGUUCACAGAGCUUUUUGUUGAAAAGGGUCUCCUCAUUUGUGUGAAUCAUGCUUUUGCUGUGAGCGAGUUGGCAGCUCUAACCAGAAUUGGAAUGUCAUAGGGAACUGUCUGCUUCUGCAUCCAUUCUAUGUACAUCCAAAGGAGCAGACAGAUUCACUUUUAGUUACAUUUUUUUUUGUGGACAAUUCAGCACAGAUUUUUAAAGUGUUAUAUUCUUUUAAAUUGUUACGGCAUAUUACGUUUUUUUAUUAUCUGCUUUACAGGUAUGGUUAUGAAUGCUAGGAAAUGUUAGCAACUUUGAUUUUAAGAUUGGCAACAGAUUUGCCAAUGCACAUGAAAAAAACAAGAUAGAAGGGCAUGCUUCAACGUACCAAGUAUAACCGCUUCAAGAAUGAAUCUGUGACACCAGUGGACGACCUUCUGCACAACCUCUCCGUGAACAGUAAAGUCACCACUGUAGCCGGAAAUUCAUCUUCACCACCCUGCUCCGCACCACCUGACGUGCUGCGAAAGGACCAAGAAAAUGGACCCACCACUCUUUGUACAUUCAUCCACAAAGUGUCCAACUUAAAACUCGCCAGUUCAGGCAGCCUGUUGGGUAUUAAGAAUCUUUCCUCUGCAGUAAAGGAGCUGACAGGUUACAAGUUACAGGGGAGCUCUCCAGCUCAAAGCAUUACAGCAGGAGCCACAGAGAACACAUGUAACCUUGUCUCUACACCGUGUUCUCAGCAGGACCUGAGCAAGAUGAGCACAGGGAAAAAAACACCAGAAGAAAUGCAUCAGGGAGGAGAGGAUUCGAAUCAAAGUAGCAGCUUCGUCAAUAAACCUUCUCGGGGAUGGUUGCACUCGAACGAGAAGAUCCUAGGACCUGGAGUGACGUACAUUGUGAAGUAUCUGGGAUGCAUAGAAGUUCUGCGAUCCAUGAGAUCUUUAGACUUCAACACAAGAACUCAAAUAACAAGAGAAGCCUUCAACAGAGUAUGUGAAGCUAUACCUGGUACCAAAGGAGUCUUCAAAAAACGAAAGCCAGCAAACAAAAACUUAUCAAGUAUCCUGGGAAAGAGCAAUCUACAAUUUGCAGGAAUGGGCAUAACUCUGAAUAUAUCAACCGCCAGCCUAAACAUGAUGACACCAGACACCAAACAGAUCAUUGCAAAUCAUCACAUGCAGUCAAUUUCCUUUGCUUCUGGUGGUGAUCCGGAUGCAACAGACUAUGUUGCUUAUGUAGCAAAAGACCCUGUUAAUCGAAGAGCUUGUCAUAUACUUGAAUGUUGCGAUGGUCUGGCUCAAGAUGUCAUCAGCACUAUUGGGCAAGCAUUUGAACUACGCUUUAAGCAAUAUUUACAAUGCCCAUCAAAGAUCCCUGUAUUUCCUGACAGAAUGCAGAGUCUGGACGAUCCUUUGUGGACAGAAGAUGAUGGGAUGACAACUGAGCCUCAGUAUUAUAACAGCAUUCCAAACAAAAUGCCACCACUUGGUGGAAUAAUUGAUGAAAGAUUAAAAACACAUAUUUCAAAUCAAGGAAAUAACAUACAGUCAGUACCUGCUUCUGGAAUAGAACAGAGCUAUUAUCAAGGUCGUCAUCUAGUAGAAAAAAAAUCUGGUGAAAACUUUCAGCAAACUGUGAAAAGACAAGCUUCUCUGGAUAUUUAUAGUCUGCCUGAAGGAAAGUCGUCAAUAUGCCAAACAAGCAAUGCCCCAACUUAUGUUAAUACUCAGAACAUAAAUAAAAAAACACUAGAAGCGAUUCAAAAGAGUGCUGCUUCAAUUUUGUGCAAGUCAGUAGACAGUUCCCAGGACAUCAGCCCAAGAAAAUAUACUUUUGACAUGAAAUUAUUUGAAGAUGCUCUCAAGAAUCAACCUGUUCUUAGUAGAGAUGCCUCUGUUGACUGUUCUAGUCCUCUGCUAUCCAGAGCAGCCAUCUUGACCAUUAAUGAAGAACUCAAAUCAGAGACCUGGUAUGUCGGAGAAAUGUGUAGGAGAGAAGCAGAAAAGUUACUGAAAAGGGAUGGAGAUUUCCUUGUUAGGAAAAGCAUCAAUAAUCCUGGGUCAUAUGUACUAACAGGAAUGCACAAUGGACUAGCUAAGCAUCUUCUGCUGGUUGAUCCUGAAGGCACUGUCAGAACCAAGGAUCGUGUCUUUGACAGCAUCGGUCAUCUCAUCAACCAUCACUUGGAGAACAAUUUGCCCAUUGUCUCCUCUGGAAGUGAACUGUGUCUCAAGCAACCGAUGGAGGGAAAACCUUGAUCCUUAUGCACAUUAUCACUACUUCCUAUGUGUGUAAGGGCUGCACAUUUGAUAUAAUUAAAUUGUGCAAUACAGAACACUGCACUACUUUUUCAAAUACGUGCCAGUCGUUAAAAAAAACAUUGGCACAUAUUAAAAUGUGAUUUUUAUAAAAUUGUUUGAUCCCUUAAUGUGAAUAUACAAUGUGUAUAGAUACACUUUAUGUACAUACAUAUAUAAAUAUAUUUAUAUUUUUGGAGACUAGGGAUAAGGAAUGGGACUAGUCAGAUUUAUUGAAAAAAUCAAUAGUUGUGGUUUAUCUAUAACAUGAAUGACGCAUUUUGAUUAAUAAAAAACAAGCUGAAUGCUGCGCAAGCUGAUGCCAGUUUUAGGUAAUAAGCACAAUACUGGAGAAUUAGUGCUGCUCAAGUUUUUUAUUCUUUGCAGUCUUCUCCAGCAUUCAGUUGAGUUCUGGUAUGGCAGCUGUGAAUGUUUAAACACACAGUCCAAAUAUGUACUGUUAUGCAGUCUACACUGAAAAUUCAGAGUUUGUUUUUUAGGCUUAUGGAAUAUUUCUACAAUUUUAAGUAGUAGAGUAUAAGGUCUCAGUCCAGUUGACCAUGUGAUUUUAGACUGAUCUUGCACUAAAGAAACGUAUUACCCCAUACAUUCAAAAAGCAUUUUUUCUUUUGUUUCAGCAAAAAAACAAAAAAUGUUAUGAGUUCAUAUUGCAUGCCCUUGGGUUGUUGUCUUUCAAUUUUUAAGUUGUAUGAAAUUCAAAACAUACAAUUUGUAUAUAUUGCUAUUAUCUGUAACAUAUAUUUCCUGCAGUUAGAGAUCACUGUUGCAUUAUGAAGCACUUGAAAUCUCCCCAUGAGACACCCUAAUUUUCAGUGGCGUAACUACCGGGGGAGCAGGGGGUGCGAUUGGGCCAGGGCCCGCACCCCCUCAGGGCCCCCCCGGCAGCUCACGCGCCACGUUUCCCGGCCGUUUCCCGGUGUACGGAGGGGGGCGGGGGGCCCGGCAGCGCGUCCCGCGUCAGGCCCCGCCCCCCUCUAGUUACGUCACUGCUCAUUUUGGUAUAAAUGACACAAUGUUACAAGGAAAACAGGCUAAUACUAACUUAAGAUAUAAUUCUACAUUAAGUAAUGUAAAUUUCAAAAGGAAAAGUAGUAACCUCUGCUAUAUGCUGCCAAAUGCACAAACUUUGUCAGAUAAAAUGGGAGUUAAUUGCAUGCUCUAAAAAUUAUGAUAUAAUUGGUAUCACUGAGACCUGGUGGGAUGAAACAUGUGAUUGGACUGUGAAUGUAAAUGGUUACAUCCUUUUUAGGAGGAAGAGGGAUUAAGAAGGGUGUAGGAUCGGGUUUGUAUGUAAAGCCUGAAUUAAAGCCAUGCUUUAAGGACUUAACCACAGUUUGGCACUGGGGAGGGUGUGGAAUCCCUCUGGGUAAAGCUUUUGACUGGGCAAAAGGUUACAAAGAAAAUUAUCAUUGGUGUAUGCUACAAACCACCUAGUAUAAGUGAUGAGUAUGAAGCCCAGCUACUUUUACAAAUAGAAUUGGCUUCGCAACUGGGUAAAAUUAUUAUGGAUGACUUCAAUUAUCCAGACAUUAACUGGGGUAAUGGGUUUGUCAAGUCAGAAAAAGCUAGUUUGUAAAUAUGCUCAGCUCAUUCAAGAACAUACUAGGAAUGAUUAUUAGUCUUGUAAUAACUAGUAAUACUGAACUCAUCGCUAGCAUUAGCAUGGAUGAGCAUUUAUUUAAUAGUGAUCAUAACAUGGUCUCCUUUGAGGUUUUGUUGCAGAGACAACAAUUUAGAUUUGCAAACUUUGACAGUAUAAGGGCAUCUCUUAAACAUAUUAAGUGUGAACUGAGGACUGGGAAAUUGCUAAUAUGGGGCUGAUUCAAAAAGUGAUCUCGUUCUUAGCCUCAAUACUAUAGGCCGGUUAGUCUGACGUCGGUUGUAGGAAAGCUUUUUGAAGGGGUAUUAAGGGAUAAAA
Molecule: messenger RNA, 4546 nt
Organism: Xenopus laevis (African clawed frog)
Lineage: Eukaryota; Metazoa; Chordata; Amphibia; Anura; Pipidae
Gene: shc3.S
Product: SHC-transforming protein 3
Exons: 12
Coding region: 679-2568 (629 amino acids)
Source: RefSeq, a predicted model, not a curated record